Metschnikowia bicuspidata var. bicuspidata NRRL YB-4993 is the source of this 564-nucleotide messenger RNA. It is a transcript of the gene PEX22, whose product is annotated as Pex22p. The coding region runs from base 1 to 564 and encodes 187 amino acids. The record is from RefSeq and is a predicted model, not a curated record. The transcript has a single exon. NCBI's taxonomy places the organism in Eukaryota, Fungi, Ascomycota, Pichiomycetes, Serinales, Metschnikowiaceae.
AUGGCCCGAAAGAAAUCGCCAAGGAUGCUAGCGGCGAUCUUGGUCGCGUCUUCCGUCGCAGCAAUUUCGUAUAAACUCUACGGUGUGCUCAAAGGGCAAAGUGACAGUAAAAGUCCUCUGGAUGCAAAGGACGGCGGGGUGGCCUUAUCGAGAAGACGCCAGUACCGAAACAAGUCGAUCACCGUUACUCUUCUGCACUCCGUGUUGAAUCUGGGAUUGCCAUUAAAUGAGAUGCUUCUUUCAUCCGAGAAUGUCACAUUCAUCCUUCCUCCGUAUCUUUCUGUGGAUGACCUCGCGUGCCAGAUCGAGUCCAGCGAAAAUGGAGCGCUUUACGAGUUGCCCCUGACCUUGAUUCGCAACUACAAGCUUUUGAAAUGCUCCAACAUAGACGGGUACUUCCAUCUUCUCAAGGAUCUCCGGCCAGAUGUUCUUUUCGUCUGCACGGACGAUUUGGGCAUAGACCGAGUGCCUCCGGAUUUGCGUCGGUUUGUUAGUGAAAUCGUGGCUAUUGAGCAGGACAAAGAGAAUGUACGCAGCGUCUUGUCUGAUGUUUUUCUGCAGUGA